AUACUCGCAACCACAAAAGAGACCAACCUCCACAAUGGCGCUCCCUCCUAAGUUCAAGGGCCACCGCCUGCUCUUCUUCAGCGAUGACCCGUCGGUCCCAGCCCCAACUGAGACAGCUGCCUUGGAGCCCCUGCAUACGAUCGAGAUAUUCCUAGACUAUGUGUGCCCUUUUUCAGCCAAGGCAUUCAAGACCAUUGUCACCUCGGUGGCGCCCCGCAUCCGCGCCGACCCCCGCCUGGCCGGCAAGGUGCAGGUCCUCCUGCGGCAGCAGAUCCAACCCUGGCACCCGUCUUCGACGCUCGUGCACGAGGCCGCCCUUGCUGUGGAGAGGCUCGCCCCAGACAAGUUCUGGGAAUUCAGCGCGGCGCUUUUCGACGACCAGGAGGCCUACUUCGAUGUCAACGUCGUCAACGAGACGCGCAACAACACGUACAGGAGACUGGCGAAGCUGGGCGCUAAAAGCGUGGGCGUUAACGAGGAGGAGCUGUACAGCCUGCUCGCCAUCCCAGAGAAGGCGGCUGAGGGCGGCAGUCUGAACAUUGGCAACCAGGUCACCAACGACUUGAAGAUUGUGAUCAAGACGGCCAGGCUGGUGGGUGUGCAUGUCAGCCCAACGGUCAUUUUUGAUGGGGUCGUGAACAA
Messenger RNA from Cryphonectria parasitica EP155, 642 nucleotides. RefSeq lists its product as uncharacterized. The annotation marks the transcript as partial. The record is from RefSeq and is a predicted model, not a curated record. Lineage: Eukaryota; Fungi; Ascomycota; Sordariomycetes; Diaporthales; Cryphonectriaceae. The transcript has 2 exons.